ACAACGAGUGAUCAUCCUAUAUGUGAACAAUAGAACAAUAAAGUUACGAGCGAAUAAAGGUUUCUUAUUUCGAUUUUUAAGAAUGCAAAUAGUCUGUGUAAAAAAAAGGUGAAAUAAUUUGAUGAGUCAUAGUUAAACAUUAUAUGAGCAUUUAAAGAUUAUAUUUUCUCUAUGAUUUAUUCCAUCGUUUUUUCGAAACUUUUAAUCAUCAUUUUUCUAUAAUAACAUAGUCACUUUUUUUAGGGCAUAAUUGUCAAAGUAAUAACUGCAAAAUUAGGAGAAAAAUAUCAGAAGAAAAAGGCUGUUGUAAUAAAAGUUGAAAAUCGAUAUCAAGCUGUCAUUAGAAUGAUUGAUUCAGAUGAUAAAAUUCGUGUAGAUCAAGCACAUGUUGAAACAGUUAUACCAGCUGUCGGAAAAAAAGUAUUAAUUGUCAAUGGAGCAUAUCGAGGAUGA
This is a messenger RNA of Didymodactylos carnosus, 453 nucleotides long. The record is from the annotation of a GenBank genome assembly. Lineage: Eukaryota; Metazoa; Rotifera; Eurotatoria; Philodinida; Philodinidae.